This is a messenger RNA of Cutaneotrichosporon cavernicola, 903 nucleotides long. RefSeq lists its product as uncharacterized. The record is from RefSeq and is a predicted model, not a curated record. Gene Ontology annotation, cellular component: eukaryotic 48S preinitiation complex; eukaryotic translation initiation factor 2 complex. Bases 1 to 903 code for a protein of 300 amino acids. Gene Ontology annotation, biological process: translational initiation. Lineage: Eukaryota; Fungi; Basidiomycota; Tremellomycetes; Trichosporonales; Trichosporonaceae. Gene Ontology annotation, molecular function: translation initiation factor activity; ribosome binding; RNA binding. The transcript is spliced from 4 exons.
AUGCCGCGCUUCUACGAGAACAAAUACCCCGAGGUUGACCAGCUCGUCAUGGUCCAGGUUCAGUCCAUCGAGGACAUGGGCGCCUACGUCAAGCUCCUCGAGUACGACGGCGUUGAGGGAAUGGUCCUGCUUUCCGAGCUGUCGCGUCGGCGAAUCCGUUCCGUGCAGAAGCACAUUCGUGUCGGGCGUAACGAGGUUGUCGUUGUCAUGCGUGUUGACCCCGACAAGGGCUACAUUGACCUGUCCAAGCGCCGAGUGUCUGCCGAGGAGGUCGUCAAGUGCGAGGAGCAGUACGAGAAGGGCAAGGUGGUCGACUCGAUCAUCACACAGGUCGCCAAGCGCCGCGGCGUCUCCGCCGAGUCGCUGUACGAGCAGAUUGCCUGGCCCCUUCACCGCAAGUACGGCCACUCGUACGAGGCAUUCAAGCUCUCGAUCCAGGAGCCGGACGCCGUGUUCGGCGAGCUCGGCAUUGACGAGGAGACGCUCGUUGAGCUCAAGCACAACAUUGCCCGCCGCCUGACGCCCAAGCCUGUCAAGGUGCGCGCCGACAUUGAGGUCAAGUGCUUUGCGUACAGCGGUAUUGAGGCGAUCCGCAAGGCGCUCCGUGCCGGCGAGGCGUGCUCCACCGAGGAGGUGCCCAUCAAGGUCCGCCUUGUCGCGCCGCCACUGUACGUCAUGUCGACGACGAGCACGGACAAGACGGCCGCUAUUGAGAUCAUGGAGAAGGCUGUCGAGGCGAUCGGGAACACUAUCACCGAGGAGAAGGGUGACAUCACCAUCAAGAUGGCACCCAAGGUUGUCUCCGAGACUGAGGAUGCCGAGCUCAAGGCGCUCAUGGAGCAGUUCGAGCAGGCCAACAUGGACGUCGCUGGCGACGACGACGAGUCGUCGGACGACGAGUAG